Molecule: messenger RNA, 4666 nt
Organism: Salvelinus fontinalis (brook trout)
Lineage: Eukaryota; Metazoa; Chordata; Actinopteri; Salmoniformes; Salmonidae
Gene: supt7l
Product: SPT7 like, STAGA complex subunit gamma
Exons: 5
Coding region: 246-1526 (426 amino acids)
Cellular component (GO): SAGA complex
Molecular function (GO): transcription coactivator activity; protein heterodimerization activity
Source: RefSeq, a predicted model, not a curated record
AAAGCGGUACCAUGUUAACGAUUAAAAAAAACGUUUAUACAUUAACGUUACUGUGUGAAGCCAAAUUAUUCGCAAGGAGGAACUAUUCCAAACAUUCCAAUUAUUUACACGGUGCCUUUUAAUGACACGGACCAGAAGCAACAUCUGAAAGCUGUUUUGUUCUGGACGUAAACUAUACUCUUGUUACAUCUCUUCGAAUACGAAACCCCAUCACACGAGAGCCUGAAGCGGCUCACUAGGGAACGAUGAUGCGUUACUGGGGCGAGAUCCCCGGGCCGGCAGGCGCCCCACCGAGCCGCAGCUCCUUCGACCUGCUCCAGCGCGAGUUCCGCUCGGUGGAGAUGCAGGACCCCCCUCUGCACCAGCCCUCGGCCCAGCGGCCCCGGCCCACCACCAUGCUGGACAUUCCCUCUGAGCCCUGCAGUCUCACCAUCCACACAGUGCAGCUAUGCCAGCACACCCGACGCCUCCGCAGUCUCCUGGCUGCAGCCCAGGGGAAAGGUCUGGUCCCCUCGGAGGGUGGUGGUACUGGAGGAAGUAGCAGGCUGGAGGAAGGGGAGGCUCUGCCCCCACGGCCACCCACACCACCGGCCGCCCCCGAUGACCUGCUGCCCCUGGACAGCAAGGCACCCUGGCAGCCCUUCCAGCUCUGCCACAGCGACCCUGAGAGUGACUUUUACAUGGGAAAAGGUGAGCCCGUUACGGAGCUGAGCUGGCCCUCGUGCCGACAGCUCCUGUACCAGUCAGUGGCCACAGUCCUGGCCCACGCCGGCUUCGAGUCGGCCCAGGAGAGCGUGCUAGAGACCCUGACUGACCUGGCCCACGAGCACUACCUGCGCCUCAGCCGACUGCUGCGCACGGCCGCGGACCGCGAGGCCCGCCUGGGCGCCACGCCCUUCCCGGACGUGGUAGAGCAGGUGUUCCACGAGGUGGGCAUCGGCAGCGUGCUGGCCCUGCAGCGCUUCUGGCAGGUGCGCAUCAAGGACUACCACAGCCACAUGCUCCAGGUCAGCAAGGAGCUGUCGGAGGAGUACGAGCGGCUGGUGAACCCUGAGAAGGCCCUGGAGGACUCCAAGCCCCCGCGGAUCAAAGAGGAACCAAUGAAUGACAUUGCCUUCCCCAUCAGCGAGGAGCCAGAGGCGGACCAGGCCUCUGGGGAUCAGGCCCUCCCCAUGGGGGUUCUGGGGGCCCCAAACGAGAGGCUGGCUGGGGGCCUGGAGGGGGAACACUCACCACACACCUCAGGCGGCGGAGUUGCCAUCAGCUCCCCCUUGUGGCACCUGUCGCAGGUGAAGAUGGAGCCCCAGGACAGCGAAGAGGGCCAGGUGUCAGGCCACGGGGUACUGGGAGGUGAUGUGUUCGAGGAGGGAGGGCCGAUGUCCACCAUGAGCGAGGCAGAUGGCAUGGCGCCCUCGCCCGGAGGGGCAGCGUCGGAUGGCAGCUACGCCUCGCACUCUCCCGACUCACUCAUGGGCACGUCACCUGUUUUCAACCAGAGGCCCAGGAAGCGCAUGAAGAAGAUAUGAGGAGCCUCACGGAGGUAGCCAUUUUGUGUCAAGGUAACAUGGGCACAUAGUGGCGAUAAGAACCAUUGCAAGGUUGUAAACAAAUUCCCAUGCCGUUGUCCAUUUUGCCCGAACAGAUCUGAAAGUAUUGGAUAGGUCUCAACAAUGGACACAUUUCCGCACGAGGGCCAUGCGCGCUAGUUGGUGGCGGAACACGGGAGUUAUUCUAGAAUGCCAGCGUAAAAAGCCUCUAUUUACAUGUUGCUUAUGAAUGCAUUUCACACUACUUUUGGAUUAUAAUUGGAUUUUAAGGCUCGCGUGAAUGUCCCGCUUUAUAUAAUAUGUGUGUCAUCAUCGCAAAUCAACUGCAUUAUACUUUAAAAAAACACUUCAACUUCAACCAGUAAAAUGGCUCUUUGGCAAUGAGCGUUAGCAUUCUAGCGAACAACUGCUGCAUCCAAAAUAGUUAUUUUGCAACGAUCACAACCAAAUGUAAUGUUAGCGACUGUUCAAGCACUGUAAAGGUUAUUUUGUUUAGAAGUAAUAAAAAAUGUAAUAUAGUCUAUGUUGAAUGAGCGCAGCCAAGAGUGGCGCACAUCUGUGGGUGACGUCAGUGUGUUGUGUACUGGAAAGGGGUCUAUGUCCUAGUGUUGCACGGUAUACCGGUACCACGGUAGUAUCACAGUACCAAAACGUCAUGAUACCAACAUUUAAAAAAUACCAGUACUACCACAUAUUUCGCCCCCACCGAUCUAAAGAACCCACUGGCGCCUGUUAUAAAGUCCGUUUUGUUUAUAAAUACAGUUUAAUGUAAGCAACAGGAUCUAGUCUUGUAUGUGCCAGUCCAAUAAAGUCCACUUCACUUUCAUGCGCAUAUCACGUGUGGCACCUGUAAUCUGCCAGCCACAUCCCCUAUAAGCCCUUUCUCACCUGCUUUUCUCCUUCUGCACUUCCUGCACAUCUAUUUCAUCAGUUUUUAAAAUAUAAUUUAGCUGUGAUGGCAAGCGGGGAUGCAGACCCUGAAUCCAGGUUUGAUAAUUAUUGGUUUGAUAAGAAAAAAAACGUUGUUCAGUCAUGUUACCUAGCUAACAAUCUUGUAACUUGACAGUAGGUCUAGCAAAAUGAUCUGCUACUCAUGAGAUGUGCCUCAAAAGGUAGGAUUUAUAUAGGCCUAAUGUAAGACUAAACUAUACUAAACAAAAAUAUAAAUGCAACAAUUAAAACUAUUUUACAGUUCAUGUAAGGAAAUCAGUCAAUUUUAAAUAAAUUCAUUUGGCCUCAAUCUAUAGAUUUCAAAUGCCUGGGCAGGAACGCAGCCAUGGGAGGCCAUAGGCCCAUCCACUUGGGAGAGUGUCCCACCCACUGGGGAGCAAUGCCCAGCCAAUUUUCCCCACAAAAGGGCUUUAUUAUAGACCAAAAUACUCCUCAGUUUCAUCAGCUGUCCAGGUGGCUGGUCUCAGACGAUCCCGCAGAUGAAGAAGCAUGAUGUGGAGGUCCUGGGCUAGCAUGGUUACACGUGGUCUGCGGUUGUGAGGCCGGUUGGAUGUACUGCCAAAUUCUCUAAAACGACAUUGGUAGAGAAAUUCAUUCAAUUCUCUGGCAACAGCUCUGGAGGACAAUCCUGUAGUCAGCAUGCCAAUGCCACACUCCCUCAAAACUUAAGACAUCUGUGGCACUGUGUUGUGUGACAAACUGCACAUUUUAGAGUGACUCAUUCAAAUCAAGUUUAUUUAUAAAGUCCUUCUUACAUUAGCUGAUAUCUCAAAAUGCUGUACAGAAACCCAGCCUAAAACCCCAAAGAGCAAGCAAUGCAGGUGUAGAAGCACGGUGGCUAGGAAAAACUCCCUAGAAAGGCCAGAACCUAGGAAGAAACCUAGAGAGGAACCAGGCUAUGAGGGGUGGCCAGUCCUCUUCUGGCUGUGCUGGGUGGAGUGACCCUUUAUUGUCCCCAGCACAAGUUGCAUCUGUGUAAUGAUCAUGCUGUUUAAUCAGCUUCUUGUUAUGCCACACCUGUCAGGUGGAUGGAUUAUCUUGGCUAAGGAGAAAUGCUCACUAACAGGGAUGUAAACAUAUUGGAGAGAAAUAAAAUAUCCCAUAUGCACAGAAAUCUUAUUUCAGCUCAUGAAACAUGGGAUCAACACUUUACAUGUGGCAUUUGUAUUUUUGUUCAGUAUAUAAAAAAAAUCUCUUUCUGGUGCCCCUUAAAUUAUGCUUGGUGAUUAACGUUUUUAAAGUUGGGAGCAGUGUGUGUAUGUGUUUGUGGGAGAGAGAGCAGUGUGUGUUUAUGAGAGAGGGAGACAGUGUGUGUGAGGGAUGGAGGGAGAGAGUGUAUGGGUCUCUUAACUGAAGAGUAAAGAAAAUGUAAUGUAGUGUUUUCCCCUUACUGCCACAAUGACAUGCAGAUCAUUAUGCAUGUAUAUUCCUUCCUCCCAUUCCCCCAACCAAAUCACAGGUAGGCCUUUACAAAUAUGAUCAAAUCAGCCAUUUCUAUGCAGUAUUCUAUUAUACAAGUGAACAGUGUGAAGUUAAAUUCAAUAUGUGUUGUAUUGAGUAGAAGUGUGAAUAUCAGUGAGAGGUUUUUUGUGUAGCAUAAGCACAUAACGUUUAGAAACAUGAACAAGCGUCAGUGGGGGAUGGGGCGAACAGGACGCUAGGCAGCUCUGAAUUUUUCCCCCCGUGGUGUUGCAAUACUACUCGAUAUUGUGAUACUUGGGUUGAUAUCAUAUCGUUAGUAAAAUGUUGGUAUUGUGACAACACCAAAAUGUAACCUAGUGUCAGGUUAGAUUUGGGUGUGCGUCGGGAAAGGCUAUUGAGUAGUAGAGGUGGCCAUUCUAUCUACUGGACCGGGUGGUCAUACAAAGUUCUUCAGAAGGACCAUUGAGAGACUGCAGAAUGCAAAUGGAUGGCCAUGAAAGGAGAUAACAAGAUGGAGCGGUUACACACAUUCUGUGGGUCAGGUAGUACUUAUUUUCUCUAUUUUCCCAAAUGAUUUAAUGGCUCUUAGUUUUGUUUUUUCCCCCACCAACUCCUCACUUGAUGAACUGAUGGUGAAGACAUUAGUUUAUGUUCUUCCAUGUAGGAAAUAUUAAUUGGAUAAAUGCUUUCUUUGAGAUGGUGUUCAUUUAAAUGUUAAAAUGAAUAAAUGCCUUCUUGUUGUCAAA